GCAAUAUACGUGCAUUAUGGGUCCCCUGUAUUUCAAGCCAUGGAGGAGAACUGAUAGGAAGAGCUUUGUGGAGACUGAAAAAUUCCUGAUUGAAGAAAUACGGUCACACAAAAAGCGCCAACUAAAAUUAUGCCUUGUUGGCCAUACAGAAGCCGGGAAGUCGUCCUUCAUAAACUCGGUAUUUUCCGUUUCAAGAGGAAAAACAGCUGAUAUGAAAAACGUUAAAAUAGAUACAGUGGACAGCAUCGGAACACAUAGGUUUUUGCUUCUGAAGACGAGAGGUGACCUUUUCGCUCAUACCAAAAUCUACGACACCUUGGGAUUGACCGGAAACGCAAACGAUAAAGAUUACGGCCUCGCAGCAAUUGAACUCCCGCGAAUUUGCGAAGGACAUGUUCAGCCGGGACAGUUAGUAAGCCUGGGUGUUGUUUAA
This is a messenger RNA of Mya arenaria, 433 nucleotides long. RefSeq lists its product as uncharacterized. The coding region runs from base 17 to 433 and encodes 138 amino acids. Lineage: Eukaryota; Metazoa; Mollusca; Bivalvia; Myida; Myidae. Gene Ontology annotation, molecular function: GTP binding. The transcript is spliced from 3 exons. The record is from RefSeq and is a predicted model, not a curated record.